AUGGAGAAAACAUCUUCGCCGGAAUAUUCCACCAUCUCAGCAAAAUCUCCGUCAGUAGCCACCGGAGAAAUGGAGUGUUCUCUGUUCGACGAUGAUUGCAUUCUCGACAUGGAUUACUUCGUUAAAACCAUCGCCGGAGUCAAAGCCAAAGGUGUCCGUCCCGAUCUCAUCGGCUCAAUCAUCGCUCAUUACGCUUCCACGUGGCUCCCUGAACUCUCCGACACCGUCACAAACCCCGGUGAUCCGAAUCCGCAACCUCAGACGCCGCAACAAUCGGAGAGCUUCUCUGUUACGGCGUUCGUGAUGAAGAAGCGUUUCUUCGUUGAGACUCUAAUCGGAAUCAUCCCUCCGGACAAAGACUCCGUCCCUUGUGAUUUCCUCCUCCGCCUCCUCAGAACGGCGAACAUGCUCGGAGCAGACUCAGCUUACAAGACCGAGCUCGAGGCGAGGAUAUCUUGGCAGCUCGAUCAAGCUUCACUCAAGGAGCUUAUGAUACCUUCCUUCAGUCACACGUGCGAGACACUGCUCGACGUUGAGCUCGUGACUCGGUUGGUUAAAAGAUUCGCCGGAUUAGACAACGAAGGAGUCAAAUCCGGUGCUUCUCUAGUUAAAGUGGCCAAGCUCGUCGACUCUUACUUAGCUGAAGUAGCCGCAGACGGCGACUUAAGCCUCCCGGAGUUCAUUUCCUUAGCCGAAGCCCUCCCUAACCAUGCCCGUGUAACAGAAGAUGGCUUAUACCGCGCCAUCGACACUUAUCUCAAGGCACAUCCUAAAAUGAGCAAGCAAGAAAGGAAGAGACUUUGUGGACUGAUAGAUAGCAAGAAGCUGUCUAUGGAGGCGUCUCUUCACGCUGCACAGAACGAUCGUUUACCGGUUAGAACAGUGAUUCAAGUUCUGUUCAGUGAGCAGACAAAGAUGAGUCGUAGCCGACACAACAACAUUGAUUGGAGUAGCUCAAGUUUCAGUCCGAACCCUAAUUCUAGCUCACACUACUCAGAGUCAGGUCCGGGUCGGUGUAUGUCGAAAAGGGAGAUGAAUGUUCAGCAUGCGGAGAUAAAGAGAUUGAGAGAGGAUAUGGCGAAGCUGAAGAGUGAGUGUGAAGCGAUGAAAACGCAGUUGGAGAAGCUGGUUGAGAAGAAAUGUAGUGGUGGUGGGAAUAAUAAAGGGUUUUUCAGGUGGAAGAAGUUGGGGUUUAGGAGCGGUGUUAGCGUCAGCGUUUUCGAUAAGACGAAUGGUGAAGUGUUUGGUGAGAAUGGAGAGAGAGAAGAGUAUUAUGAGUAUGAGGCUCAGACUCCUGGCAAUGCGAAGACAAAGAUUGUUAAAGGAAGAACACCUUCUAGGUGGAGAAAAUCUCUGUCUUGA
This is a messenger RNA of Microthlaspi erraticum, 1362 nucleotides long. The record is from the annotation of a GenBank genome assembly. Lineage: Eukaryota; Viridiplantae; Streptophyta; Magnoliopsida; Brassicales; Brassicaceae.